UCUCGCAACUUCCCCUUCGAACCAAAACACAAACAAGACCUCCCGCCCCCCCGCGCCACGUCACACACAGCACGUCGCCCGCCUCCAGCAGCAGUCCAUCACCCGUCUGACUUGCACGAGUAAUCUGACGAUCAGAAUUUGUGAACUUCACAUUCGCACAGCCAGGGCUUUCAAGUCCUCUGCGAUCUCGAAUCAUUUCAUGAUUUAAUUGCACCCGUGCAUGGAGACUUCUUUUUCUAAACUGAGCAUUUUCUAUGACCCUGGGUUAAGUAUUAAGCAUUGUCAUUGAUUAUACUUUGAUAUUUCAUUUAUUCAUUUUUGAUAAUUACUUUAGCUUAUUUGUUUUUGUGCUAUUUGACUUAAUUUAAUUUGAUGGAUUUUUCAUUUGCAUGAUCUUACACUUCAAUUAGACUAGUUUUUUCCCUACUUAUUAAUAGACAAGAAUUGACAAGAAAAAUACAUAUUUAUGCCAGAAAAUAUUUUUUUUGUGUGUAUCAAUAAUAUUGUUGCUUUUUGUCCCUUGUCAUUUUUUAAAUCAUUGUAUAAACCUUUGGAUUUAUCUUGGGUGCCCCUGGAGUGUCCAUAAAGAAGGACUAAAAGAGCAUCAGAGGGAAGGUGAUGUGUACAUGUAGGAUUUAGAGAAAAGGGAAAGUGAUGCCACUUUGUGAGCACUGUGUUACAACUAUUCUCACUGUGUCAUACAAAGAAGUUGUGAUUACAUGACCAAAUUCUGAUGAACUGUAUCAUGAACCACAUGCAUUCUGUCACCAGCAUUAAAUUAUGCAUUUUCAAUGUUUUUCCCAGGAGGUGACUGAAGAGGGAGCUUUACUCCAUAUCAUUUGAAUCUACAGCAUUUGUUGAGUUGCACGAUGUCUGCACCAUUGAUGUAGAAUAUCAGCUACUGGUCCUCGAUCCUCCAUCUUGUAGUUCAUGCGUGUUUUGUUGUAAAGUUGUUUGAUUUUAAAGUGCUUUGUUUAUUUUUUAUUUUUUUGUCAGGGCAGGAUUAUAGGGCAGGAUUAUACCAUCUUGCGGUACAGUAAAGCUGCAACCAAAAAUGAACUGAAUGAGUGACAAUUUGUUUGUUUAAUUAUUCAGAAACAAAAACGAUAUAAAUGUUUGUAAUCAUCCCCUAAGGCCCAAUUUAACAUAUUCAAAUAUCCGAUUUUUGUCAGAAAUAUUCAAAUUUGAUAAACUGGCCAAAAGUCUGCAGUUCAGUAACAAACCAUGAGGUGGUGCUGUAGCAACAUUAGUGCAGGAGGUGAAGAAGAAGAAGAAGAAGAAGAACGCUCCGCCCUGCUCGUCCGUCUCUUCCGGAUCAGGCCAUAACAGCACGUUUUAUUUUCAUGUAGUUAUUUUUUUUGUUGUUAAUCUCGCUUUGCUGUUGUUCGCAGAGCCUCGUUGUAGAAAGUGAGCAGCAGCAGAAGCAUCAUCCAGUCAUGGAGGAGGGAACAGCGGAGACACCCGAGGAGCUGCUGGCAAAGCAGCAGCGCAAGGAAAAGAAAGACCUGCAAGCAAAGGUCCAGAGCAUGAAAAACACCGUCCCCAAAAAUGACAAAAAAAGGAGGAAACAGUUGACAGAGGAAAUCGCCAAGCUAGAGGCGGACCUCACUCAAAAACAGGAGGAGGAGCUGAGGCAACUCAACUCAUCUUCAAAUAACACAAAGGUGGAGGAGGUGAUGAAUGGAGUGGAGACCAUGAAGAUGGAGGCUGGCGAACAGGAGUCAGAAGAGGUCCUACAGCCGCGAGUAACCAAGGCCCAGAAGAGAAGGGACAAGAAGGCUGCCGAGGAGAAGGAGAGGGAGAGCAGGAUAGCAGAGGCCGAGGUGCAGAACCUGCAGGGUGUGCGGCACCAGGAGGGUGUCAAGCUGGCUCAGAAACUCGCUCUGCAGCAGCUUCAGGUCAAGGAGAUCUCCUCUGAUGGCCACUGCAUGUACCGUGCCAUUGAAGAUCAGCUGGCCCAGCGAUCAAAGCCUGGGUUAACCAUGAGUGUGAAGGAACUGCGGUCCUGCACUGCCGACCACAUGAGAAGCCACGUGGACGACUUCCUGCCUUUCCUCACCAACGCUAACACUGGAGACAUGUACACAACAGAUGAGUUUGAGAAAUACUGCAGUGACGUGGAGCACACAGCGGCUUGGGGUGGACAACUGGAGCUGCGAGCUUUGACCCAAGUUCUCCACUUGCCAAUAGAAGUUAUCCAGGCUGAGUCCCCAGCUAUAAAAAUUGGGGAGGAAUAUGACAGUGAACCUAUCACCCUUGUCUACAUGCGUCAUGCCUAUGGACUGGGAGAGCACUAUAACACUGUGGAGCGGCUAAAGGAACCAGCCAAUGCAGAAGACAGCUGAGAAAAAAUGAAUCCAGUUAGUUUGAUGUUAAACUACUCCAACCAAGGGCCCCCUAAAUACAAAUGUAUUUCAAAGGGUGAAUUGUGCUAAUGUAAAAAAAAAAAAAGGCAUAGAAAGGAAAUUCAUGUGCUGAUGAUUUUACAUUGGACACCAUGGCCCCCGCAGCUCUUUUUGGGGUGUUGUGGUGUAGCACAUACUCUUUAACCACAUCCACGUGGACAGAAGACCAUGGAAAUGCUGUUGAUCAUGCAUGUCCUAAGAGGAUGUUGAACCUUUGCAGUGUUAUAGGAAGGAACUGAGUUGCUGAGCCGGUAAAUCAUAUCGAUGUAACAUAAACACAUACAAUAUUAAUGAGA
Molecule: messenger RNA, 2701 nt
Organism: Scophthalmus maximus (turbot)
Lineage: Eukaryota; Metazoa; Chordata; Actinopteri; Pleuronectiformes; Scophthalmidae
Gene: otud6b
Product: OTU deubiquitinase 6B
Exons: 9
Coding region: 1437-2345 (302 amino acids)
Biological process (GO): protein deubiquitination
Molecular function (GO): cysteine-type deubiquitinase activity
Source: RefSeq, a predicted model, not a curated record